AAAGUUAUCCUUCACUUUCGUUCCCUUUUCCUGUUGAUCAAACAGUGUAAAGUCUUCCGUGCGAAGUUGCAGGAGUUGGAAAGAAGUUAGAACAAACCCCCCACGCCCACCGCCGAGGAAUCACUUCUCCGUGUCACUUUCGCCACCCGCCUGACACAUCUGUUGCCGGCAAAACAAAUAUCUUUUAUCUGGAGGAUCAAAAUUAAAGAAAGAGGCAAAAAAAAAAAAGUAACAUCAAUGAACAUCUUCUCAAAGAAGCCCACCGCCAAAGAGGCUCUGCGACAGAGCAAAAGAGAAAUGACCAAUGCCACCAGAGGGAUUGAGAGAGAAAUUACUGGACUACAAUUAGAGGAAAAGAAGCUUGUUGCUGAGAUAAAGAGAACUGCUAAGACAGGCAAUGAGGCAGCAGCCAAAACUCUAGCACGUCAACUGGUUAGGCUGAGACAGCAGAUAGCCAACUUGCAGGGUAGUCGAGCUCAAAUGAGAGGUAUUGCUACUCACACUCAGGCAAUUUCUGCCCACUCUUCGGUCGCUGUCGGCAUGAAAGGUGCUACUAAAGCUAUGUCAGCAAUGAAUAAGCAAAUGUCCCCAGCAAAUCAGGCAAAGGUAAUGCAAGAGUUCCAGAAGCAAUCAGGGCAGAUGGACAUGACGACUGAGAUGAUGUCAGAUGCCAUAGAUGAUGUUCUGGAUGAUGAUGAUGCGGAAGAUGAAAGUGAAGAGUUGACGAAUCAGGUGCUAGAUGAAAUUGGCGUUGAUGUUGCCUCACAGUUGUCAGCAGCUCCCAGGGGAAAAAUUGCUGGGAAGAACACUGAGGAUGGAAGCAGUUCGGGGAUUGAUGAUCUGGAGAAGAGAUUGGCUGCGCUUAGAAAUCCCUAAGGGAUUGUCUUUGGAUUGGUUACCGUGUUUCCUCCCAGAUUGUUGAUUGGCAGUACGGUCUGCAGUUAUUCACAGUUGUACAUGUCACAUAUUUGUCCUACCAUUUUGUAAAAACAAAGUUAGCUAACCCUGUUUUUCAUUACAUUGAGGCCAUGUGUGAUAGAUUUUAAGUAGGAAGAAUGCUCGAAAUUUUUUUCAGUAGAAUUAUGUGCCUUGGGCUAUACGUUUAUUCAGUUCCGAAAUCCAUGUGAUUACAUUAGAAUUCA
Messenger RNA from Coffea eugenioides, 1142 nucleotides. RefSeq names its product vacuolar protein sorting-associated protein 2 homolog 3. The record is from RefSeq and is a predicted model, not a curated record. NCBI's taxonomy places the organism in Eukaryota, Viridiplantae, Streptophyta, Magnoliopsida, Gentianales, Rubiaceae. The transcript has 11 exons. Gene Ontology annotation, biological process: endosome transport via multivesicular body sorting pathway; late endosome to vacuole transport; protein transport. The coding region runs from base 238 to 876 and encodes 212 amino acids. Gene Ontology annotation, cellular component: ESCRT III complex; multivesicular body.